AUGAUGCCGCAAUCGCCUAGGGGAGACGCCCCGCCCCAUCUCCGCCUCAACUCGGGCACCCAAGAACCGCUGACCGACGAGACGUCCUCGAAUGCGCGCCCAACAUCUGCACGAACAACCUCUGCGCGCUCUUUGACACAACCAACACGUCCAGGCACUGCCCCGAGUCCUGGCUUUCAGUCACCGACGAAUUCCCAUGUAUACAGCAAUGCCACCAUCGCAGAGUCCUCCGAGAUGCUGCUGCCGCCCAAGAAGCUCAGGACAACACGGUCGUACCGCGACGAAUCUCCCAUGCAAUCGCCGUCUGCCUUGUCGUCGAGACGAACAAGUUGGAGUUCAGACUUCACUGGAGGCCCAUUUGGUUCGCCGUUUGACGACUCAAGAGCGCCGUCGCGCGCAGGCAGCGAAGAGGACCUGAACACGCAAACAGUAUCAGAGAAGUUCAACAUAUUACCUUCGGCCGGUCUGCUACUCUUCCCCGAAGAUGUCGAAAAGGACGACUACCUACAUAACCCCGACCCCAAUGACAAAGACGUCAAAGAUUGCGACAUCUUCACCCGCAGAGGUAUGGUCAAUCUUGGAGGUCUGGGUUUAAUGGCUCUCGGUCUUCUCAUGCUGUUCAUCGGCUACCCAAUUCUCACAUUCGUUCAGGAUAUGACCAAACCAGAGAUAGGGCCGUGUACAAAUAAUCCUCUAUGUAUAGCAGGCAAGCAAAGCGAGCCGUUACUCACAAACGUACGCAGAGGGCUCAUCGACCCGGACACGCCCAAGGAAGCCAUGACUCGAACAUCAGCCGAUGGCUCAAAGCAAGUACUGGUCUUUUCAGAUGAAUUCAACACGGACGGUCGCACCUUCUACGAUGGUGACGAUCCGUUUUUCCAAGCUGUCGAUAUCUGGUACGGUGCUACCAUGGAUUUGGAGUGGUACGAUCCCGAUCAGGCCUUCACCAAAGAUGGUUCACUCAAUUUGAAGUUCUCCGCCGAGCCGAGUCACGGUCUUGACUACCGUUCUGGUAUGAUUCAGUCUUGGAACAAGCUCUGCUACAAGGGUGGACAUCUCGAGGCCAGUAUCUCGUUACCCGGUCGCGGCAACGUCAGUGGUUUCUGGCCCGGUUUCUGGACAAUGGGUAACCUUGCCCGUCCUGGUUAUCUCGCUUCCACCGAAGGUCUCUGGCCAUACAGCUACCACGACGAGUGCGAUGUCGGUAUCACGCCUAACCAAAGUUCCUACGACGGUCUCAGCUACUUGCCCGGAAUGAAGCUGCCCGCCUGCACUUGCAAGGGCGAAGACCAUCCCAGCCCAGGCAAGUCCCGAAGUGCCCCGGAAAUUGAUGCUCUUGAAGGUUCCGUUCACUUCUUGGGACCCGGAGAAAGCAACGCAAUCGGUGUUGUUUCCCAGUCAUUCCAAGCUGCACCCUUUGAUACUUGGUACAUGCCCGAUUAUGAAUACAUGGAGGUUUACGAUACUCAAAUCACAACGAUGAACGCCUACAAGGGUGGACCUUUCCAGCAGGCCAUCUCUGGAUUGACCAACCUGAACAACAACUGGUAUGACGGCAAGCAAUACCAGACUUAUUCGUUCGAGUACAAAACUGGUGAGGACGGUUUCAUCACCUGGUAUGUCGGAGAAGACAAGACCUGGACUAUGAAUCAAAAGGCCAUUCGACCCAACGGCAACCUCGGUACAAGAAAGAUCCCCGAGGAGCCAAUGUCCAUCAUUGCCAACUUCGGAAUGUCGAACAGUUUCGCAGCCAUCAACCUCGAGGAAAUUGCCAAAGACCUCCCAGCUACCAUGCGCGUCGACUACAUCCGCAUCUACCAACCAGAGGACAACCAGAUCAUGACCUGUGAUCCUGAAGGUUACCCCACCACCGACUACAUCAGGGCACAUCCAGAGCCUUAUGCGAACCCUAACCUCACGGAUUGGAAAUCAACCAAAUACGAUUGGCCGAAGAACUCUUUCAUGCAUGACUGCAAAGAGUGAGUCUUCGCGCUUAUCUCACACGGAGACUGCUGGCUUCCGGUCUCUGUACUUUUCCUAACGUGGCCACGGCAAACGACAAUACCCACAAGAAUGGAUUCAUCGCAAAAGCACAUAA
Pyrenophora tritici-repentis Pt-1C-BFP is the source of this 2098-nucleotide messenger RNA. RefSeq names its product SKN1, Beta-glucanase-Beta-glucan synthetase. The record is from RefSeq and is a predicted model, not a curated record. Gene Ontology annotation, molecular function: glucosidase activity. Gene Ontology annotation, cellular component: endoplasmic reticulum membrane; plasma membrane. Lineage: Eukaryota; Fungi; Ascomycota; Dothideomycetes; Pleosporales; Pleosporaceae. Gene Ontology annotation, biological process: (1->6)-beta-D-glucan biosynthetic process; fungal-type cell wall organization.